AUGGCAGGCCUUGAGGAGGGGCAGCCCAUGGACGCGGAGGAGCUCAAGCGGGCGCAGCGCAAGGCCGCGCUCCUCCAGGGCAGUGAGUUGGUGGAGGACGAUGAUGUAGAGGUCUGGAUGUCCCAGCGGAAGGAGUUGAAGCAGGCGAAGGUGGCCGACUGGGAGACUCUGGAGCUGGACCAGGAGGCGCUGCGGAAAGAGCGGGCCCAGGAGCUCCGCGCGCUCACCACGCAGCAGCGGCGGCUGCGUGCGCUGGCGGGCCAAGGCGACGCGGAGGACGCCUCGGACGGCGAAGAGGACCUGGAGGAGCUGCUCACGAAAGCGGCCGCACCCCAAGAGAAGAUCGCCAUGAACCUCUUUCAGCCAAAGGAGCGGCCGGAGCCCAGCGCCCCGCCCCGGAUGGAAACGCCCAGCGGCCCCGAUGGAGCAGGUCAAUCGAAAGCCGAGUUUGGAAGAGGCCGAUCCACUGUGGGCGAACUGGCACGUGGCAAGUCCACGAUGGGCGCUGAGCUGGGGGGAGGAGAGACGAAAGCGCUGGGAAACGACUUGGGAAGAGGCAAGUCCAGAGUAGGCGAUGAGCUUGGAAGAGGUCAAUCGAACGCUGAGCUGGGAAGAGGCAAGUCCACGAUAGGCGCUGAGCUGGGACGUGGCAAGUCCACAAUAGGCGCUGAGCUGGGAAGAGGCAAGUCCACGAUAGGUGCUGAGCUGGGAAGAGGCAAGUCCACAAUAGGCGCUGAGCUGGGAAGAGGCAAGUCCACGAUGGGCGCAGAGCUGGGAAGAGGCAAGUCCACGAUGGGCGCAGAGCUGGGAAGGGGGGAGUCGAAAGCAGAGCUGGGCAGGGGCAAGUCCGUCGGCGACGACCUGGGACGUGGCAAGUCCAAAGAAGGCGAUGAUGAGCUGGGAAGAGGCGCCUCCUCAGCUCGAAGCAAGUUCGGCCAGCAGGUAGCACGAGGCAGCGCGUCCGGUGCCCAGCGGGCCGCGCUGGAGGCGGCGCAGGCGGCGGUGGCGGCGGCGCAAGAGGUCUUGGAGGCACAGGCGACGCCGGAGGAGGUUGAGCCGCCUCCAGAGCCCUACCAGGGACAGGUCUUCGCUGGCAUGCCGGUGAUCCCUCGCGGCCUUGGCACGCCGCGACGGGAGAUGCUGGCAGGCGAAGUCUACCGGAGCUCGCUGGAUGCGCCAAUGGUUGAGAAUGAGAAUGGCUUGCAGUGGGGCCAUUUCUCCCAGGCAAAGCCGCACUACCGCUCCAAAGAGGAGCCUACACUUCGGAGGUGA
This is a messenger RNA of Durusdinium trenchii, 1272 nucleotides long. Lineage: Eukaryota; Dinophyceae; Suessiales; Symbiodiniaceae. The record is from the annotation of a GenBank genome assembly.